AUGCGCCGGACCAAUCUUUUCUUUUUCGCUGGAAUCCAGCUUUGUUCUGCGCGAUCCGCGAGCUUCAGCAUCCACGAUGAUUUGCUCGCCUAUCCCCAGUUUGAAGUAGUAUUCGCCAGCGAUUAUAUUUCUGAAAAGGAUGCACAGGCGCUAGUUAAUCGCAAUAAUCAACAACACCCAACAUAUUCCGCCGAGUUUUCGAAAACAACCGGAAAUCAUGCACAUGCCACAACGACGACUGAUGCGGCUGCUCCAAGUUCCAACGAGUCCGAUGAAAUCGCGAGCUAUUCUUACGAAAUAUUGAAUUUAUCACCACAUCGAUACCUGUGUUCGAUACCCGUCAUAGAACCACCUGGCCCAGUAAAUGAAACGGAGAAUGCAUUGGCCAAAGUGGAGGAGGAACGAGAACACCAGCGAGCGGCCGUAAAGGGCUGGGAGCUCGUAAGCAAGCUAGAAGGUUCUUGUUUAUACUACGUAUCUGGAUGGUGGAGCUACAGUUUUUGUAACAACCGCGAGAUUGUACAAUACCACGCCAUAUCGGUGUCAAGUAACGGCCAGAUUCCCAGGCGGGACCCUAACGGCCAAGAGUAUAUCUUGGGCAGGGUGCCGACACUCCCCGCAACAACCGGGGACCGAAAAAAAAAGAGGCAACAGCGCGGUUUCGACGAUCCACCUCGUCCGCCGGCCGAACUACAAGUAAAGGGAGACCAACGCUAUCUUGUGCAAAAGCUCGAAGGUGGUACGAUUUGCGACCUGACGGGCAAGGACCGAAAAAUUGAAGUUCAGUACCAGUGCGUACCGGGCAUCAAGACCGACAAGAUUGGAUGGAUCAAAGAGGUGGUUACUUGCUCCUAUGUUAUGAUGAUCAACACGCCUCGACUGUGUAGCGAUGUCGCCUUUCAGCCACCCGUAGAAAAGAUUGCAAACCCCAUCAGCUGCAAACUGAUUUCUGAAAGCGACGCAUCCACAUUACUUUUGGAUCAGCAGCCGAGAGCUGCACAGCCUGACAAUGACGGAACGAAGGAGAACAUCAGGCAGAAAGAGACCAACGACGAGGUCAACGAAAAAAAGGACGCCGCACAAGUCACUGUUGGGGGCGUUCUUGUUGGAGGCAAACGAGCCCUCUCUACCGGCGACGACGAUGGCAAGCCCCUCAAGCUCCAAGGGCUCGGUCACUUGUUUGCUCCGCAACCCAAGAUCCUGCAGAUCAUCGCCGAGGCGGCCAGUAAAGAAAACGGCGGAAAAGUAAAAGGUCUAACCGAAGAGGAGCUUGAAAAGCUAAACAUCGAUCCCAAGGCUGUUCAGGAAAUGCGCGAGAAACUCAAGAAGCUCGCGGGCGAAAAGGGCUGGAAGAUGCAGUUGUUCCAGAUGAAUGAGGACGACGAAAAGGAGCUUUUCGGCUAUGUCGAUGAUACUGAAGAGGAGGAAGGGGAAGGGAAGCCUGGAGACGGGAAGGUGGACAGCGGCAAGACGAAGAGCGAUGGGGACGCUGGGGGAGAGAAAGGGCCGAAUCAUAAAGAACCGGGGAAGCAGAGGAUGAAAUCAAGGGAAAAGAAAAAAGACGAGGGAAAAGGGAGCGAGGAGAAGUUUUUCAACCGUGACGAAUUGUAA
This is a messenger RNA of Metarhizium brunneum ARSEF 3297, 1611 nucleotides long. It is a transcript of the gene YOS1, whose product is annotated as Protein OS-9. Gene Ontology annotation, cellular component: endoplasmic reticulum lumen. Gene Ontology annotation, biological process: retrograde protein transport, ER to cytosol; endoplasmic reticulum unfolded protein response. The record is from RefSeq and is a predicted model, not a curated record. NCBI's taxonomy places the organism in Eukaryota, Fungi, Ascomycota, Sordariomycetes, Hypocreales, Clavicipitaceae.